GUUGACAAUUGGCGCCCGAACAGGGACCCUGAAGGACGUUCAGGAAGGGCCUCCCCCGGUCCAGGGAGUAGCACAAGCGCCAUAUUAUGAAGGUAUCGGAAUAGAGGAUAUCGGUCGCUUGAAAAAGGCAGUGUCUCUAUAUGGACCACAGUCACAUUAUGUGAAGGAGCUACUUAAUGGAUUAGCUCGACAUUAUAAUAAUUUCUCUCCUGAAGAUUGGAGGGUCCUUUGUAGAGCCCUUCUGAAGGAGCCUGAGUAUCUGCAAUGGCAGAUGUGGUUUUCUGAACUAUGUAUGGAUUGGGCUCGCCAGAAUGCAUUAAGUCCUAACCCUCGUAUACAGGUUAUAAGUUAUCAAAUGUUGGCAGGGAUAGGUCAAUAUUCUGAUAUUGCUACUCAGGUUAAUACCCCUGAAGAAAUUCAUGAGCAAUUGCGGGAGAUAGGUUUAGAGGCUUGGGAACGUAUUCGGCCAACAGGGGAGCACUAUGGAUCAUGGACUAAAGUUAUUCAAAAGACUAAUGAGCCUUAUGUUGAAUUCUUAUCACGAUUAAAAUUAACUUUAGAAAGAACUGUUAUUGGAGAGGAAGCUAGACAACAAUUGUUGAGGUUACUAGCAUAUGAGAAUGCUAAUGAGGAUUGUAAGAGAGUUAUAUUACCUAUUAAGGAUACAGGAGACAUUAACACUUUUAUGAAGGCCUGUAAGGAUGUAACAUCAGAAAGUCGAAAGAUGCAGCUAUUUGCUGAAACUAUGGCCACUACUUGGCAUUCCUUGCAGUCCAAACAACUAGAUAAGAUGAAAUGUUUUGGCUGCGGGCAACCAGGACAUUUGAGAAAGAAUUGUAAAGGGAAGAAACUUGAUAAAGGGCGUGGGCCUGGAAUUUGUCCACGAUGUAAAAAGGGAAAGCAUUGGGCUCGAGAAUGUCGUGCUAAACUAAAUACCAGUUUUGCAGAGAAGCACCAGGGAAACUCCAUUUCGGGCCCUACCCCGGGAGGAUGGACGGACCUGUUCCUGGCUCCCCGCGAGGUGGAUCCAGCCAAGGACCAAUUCGAACGGCACCGUAUCCUGUCAGGCGACGAACAAGGAAUCCAGACCACGAUGAACUUCCAAUACAGGCCAUGGCACACCUAA
This is a messenger RNA of Callorhinus ursinus (northern fur seal), 1126 nucleotides long. NCBI's taxonomy places the organism in Eukaryota, Metazoa, Chordata, Mammalia, Carnivora, Otariidae. The record is from RefSeq and is a predicted model, not a curated record.